Zea mays is the source of this 686-nucleotide messenger RNA. RefSeq lists its product as uncharacterized. Gene Ontology annotation, cellular component: membrane; intracellular membrane-bounded organelle. The record is from RefSeq and is marked validated. The transcript is spliced from 3 exons. NCBI's taxonomy places the organism in Eukaryota, Viridiplantae, Streptophyta, Magnoliopsida, Poales, Poaceae. Gene Ontology annotation, molecular function: heme binding. The coding region runs from base 127 to 534 and encodes 135 amino acids.
GCCUUUGUAUUCGUCUUGCUCCAGCCGCCGUCGGAUCGGAUCCGAUCCAAAGCAAGCAGCAGCAGCCGGCUCCGCCUCCCGCAGCAGCCACACCCCGUCCGUCACCAGAGGAAGAGGAAGAGGAGGAUGUCGGGGUCGAAGGUGUACACCCUUGAGGAGGUGGCCAAGCACAACACCAAGGAUGACUGCUGGCUCGUCAUCGGCGGCAAGGUGUACAAUGUGACCAAGUUUCUGGAGGACCACCCUGGAGGUGAUGAUGUCCUGCUGUCUUCCACUGCCAAGGAUGCUACCGAUGAUUUCGAAGAUGUGGGGCACAGCACCACCGCCCGUGCAAUGAUGGACGAGUACCUCGUCGGUGAGAUUGAUGCGGCCACGAUACCCAGUAAGGUGAAGUACACGCCCCCCAAGCAGCCGCACUACAACCAGGAUAAGACCCCGGAGUUCGUCAUCAAGAUCCUCCAGUUUUUGGUCCCCCUGGCAAUACUGGGCCUGGCUGUUGCUGUAAGGAUCUACACCAAGUCGGAAUCUGCCUAGUCAUCUGAACCAAGUUAGCGAGGGUUGCAUCUUGUACCAGAGUCGCAUGUCAGAAACUUGAGUCUUUGCUGUCAUACGGUUAUAUUUAUAUGAGACUUCUAUCGGUAAAAUGAAAUGGAUGUCAGAAACUUCAUUGUUGUUCGCUGUGGUUU